CGCCCGACAACAACUACCCGAACCCUGGGCCUUGGGUUGCAGUAGUAGCAGGGUCUUAGUAGGCAGUGACAGUCACGUUUAAGUUCCCACCCUAUUGCUGGAGAGAGGACCUCUAAUCAGCCACCAUGGCCAAGUUUACCUUCCACGGGCUGAUGGCGCCGUCUUUCGCCCCCUUCCACAAUGAUGGAUCGCUCAACCUGGACGUCAUCCCCGCCUACGCCAAGCACCUGCGCGAUACGGGUGUCGCUGGGGUGUGGGUGAAUGGGACAGCUGGCGAGGGUAUGUCCAUGACCGUGGCCGAGAGAAAGAAGUUAGCCGAAGCCUGGAUGGCCUGCAAGAAGGACGUGGCCACCGUGAUUGUCCAGUGCGGGGCAGGAUGUCUGUUGGAUACUCAGGAGCUGGCCCGACACGCCGAGUCCUUAGGAGCGUCUGGAAUAGCGGUGUUCCCGUGCAUCUUCGACAAGCCCCAAACCGCCGAUGACCUCGUCGACUACAUGGUGGAGGUGGCGAAGGCGUGUCCCAGGACCCCGCUCUUCUAUUACCACAUCCCCAUGAAGACUCAGGUCAAUUUGUCCAUGAGCGAGUUCCUGCAGAAGGGCGUGGAGCGAAUCCCGACCUUGUGUGGCCUCAAGUUCACCGACAGAGACGUGUCUGGCGAAGGCAAGAAGUGCCUGGAGGUGGCUGGCGGGUCACUCACCAUCUUCAACGGCUUUGACGAGCAACUUCAGGAAGCCGUCAGUCAAGGCUUCAGCUGCGGCGUCAACGUGUGCUACAACUUCAGCGCGCAUCAUGCAGCUGACAUUUUAUCCCUCAUGAAAGCAGGCAAAGUCGACGAGGCCAAGGAGGCUCAGAAGGCCAUCGUCGACCUCUUGGGCGUCAUCUUCAAGCCGACCAGCGGAUUCACGGUCGCCGGAGUGAAGGCCGCCAUGACACUCCUGACGGGCUUGGAUGUCGGUCCUUCUCGUCUUCCGGUGAAACCCCUCACGCCGGCUAUGAAGGAAUCUCUGAGGGCUGACCUUGCCGCCCGUGGGUUGGUCAAAUAGAGAGAAUGGGGAGAUGGUGUCUGUUGAUGAUGAUGAUGGGUAAUGGUAAUGUUGGAUUUGUCUUUGGUUUGGAUGGGACUGAGGUGAUGAGUAUGUGGUAUCUGAAGGGCGUGUGGGUAUGCAGAUUUAGAUAUACAUGCGCAUUAUCACAUGCCCAGGUCAUCGUUAUUUAGAGAUAUGAAUGUACUUAUGUUAAUGGGGUUGUUAAGGAACCGCUAUUUUUUCAGAAUGCAAAUGUUUCAUAAAUAAAGUUUCAAACA
Penaeus vannamei (Pacific white shrimp) is the source of this 1303-nucleotide messenger RNA. NCBI's taxonomy places the organism in Eukaryota, Metazoa, Arthropoda, Malacostraca, Decapoda, Penaeidae. The record is from RefSeq and is a predicted model, not a curated record.